Messenger RNA from Pseudopipra pipra, 1423 nucleotides. It is a transcript of the gene RAB5A, whose product is annotated as RAB5A, member RAS oncogene family. The record is from RefSeq and is a predicted model, not a curated record. Gene Ontology annotation, molecular function: GTP binding; GTPase activity. Gene Ontology annotation, cellular component: endosome; Golgi apparatus. Bases 1 to 648 code for a protein of 215 amino acids. Lineage: Eukaryota; Metazoa; Chordata; Aves; Passeriformes; Pipridae. The transcript has 5 exons.
AUGGCUAAUCGAGGAGCAACAAGACCCAAUGGGCCAAAUGCUGGAAAUAAAAUUUGCCAGUUCAAACUAGUACUUUUAGGAGAGUCUGCAGUUGGCAAAUCAAGUUUGGUGCUUCGAUUUGUAAAAGGACAGUUUCAUGAGUUUCAAGAAAGUACAAUUGGAGCUGCUUUUCUAACCCAGACUGUAUGUCUGGAUGAUACAACGGUAAAAUUUGAAAUUUGGGAUACAGCUGGGCAAGAGCGGUACCACAGUUUAGCACCCAUGUACUACAGAGGAGCACAAGCAGCUAUAGUGGUGUACGACAUUACAAAUGAGGAGUCCUUUGCCAGAGCGAAAAAUUGGGUCAAAGAACUUCAGCGACAAGCAAGUCCUAACAUUGUAAUAGCUUUAGCAGGAAACAAAGCUGAUCUAGCUAACAAAAGAGCUGUGGAUUUCCAGGAAGCACAGGCUUAUGCAGAUGACAACAGCUUAUUGUUCAUGGAGACGUCUGCCAAAACAUCUAUGAACGUAAAUGAAAUAUUCAUGGCAAUUGCAAAAAAAUUGCCCAAGAAUGAACCACAGAACGCAGGAGCCAGCUCUGCCAGAGGAAGAGGAGUAGACCUUACUGAACCCACACAACCACCCAAGAGUCAAUGUUGUAGUAACUAAAAGAUCAAUUGCUUUAAACUGUUCUGAAUAUUCUUCUGCUUCCUAACUGUUAAUAACCAUGGAAUUGGAGUGCUUAACCUGGUCCAGUACAGCUUCCCAACAGCGAAGAGACUUAUGAUAAUAGUCAAGUUCAUGAUACAGAGUUUUCUUUUGAUGUAAAAUUUUAACAUGCAUGUAUCCACCACUGGCUAUAAUGUUUCAGCAGUAGAGGAGAGAUGGAAGGGACAUAAACUUCCUUCAGUUGAAAGGUUUUAAAAAUCAGUUGUUAUUAUUAGGAGUGUAGAAGAACUGCUCUCUGUGGACCUAAUUGGCCAGUUCCUGUAGCCUCAAUACUGAUCACUGUUAUAAUAAAUAGAAUUGGGUCUUUUCAUAAUUCUCAAUUGUGCUUUAAAGCCUUUUUAGAAACAGGGUCUAAAAAUUACUUAAACUUCUCUGAAGUAUUGAUGCAACCAGUUGUUUCUGCAGGUAUCCACUAUUUAGUUAUACAUUCCAUAGUUUAAUAAUUUAAUUACAAAUAAUACUUGCAUUAACAAUUUUAAGAAUCCUUUGCUUGCCAGACAGUGGAGUUUUAGUUGGUACACUGUAUGUAAAUUAUAUCAACCCAGUUAGUUAUCUUAAUGAAUUAGUGAUGAAUCAAGUUUAACUUAAUUUCUAAUGUUUUCAGAGGGUACAGACCAGUAAAUUCAAUUCUAUGACUUAGGAUAUGUUUGUUUUUUUUCCUCUACAAACUGUAAGAGCUCUUCAAGUAAAACCACAACAAACUCGGUGUCUGUGA